Molecule: messenger RNA, 435 nt
Organism: Staurois parvus
Lineage: Eukaryota; Metazoa; Chordata; Amphibia; Anura; Ranidae
Source: the annotation of a GenBank genome assembly
UGAAUGCGGGGUCUUGGGAGAGCGGAUAUAUUGAAUGCGGGGGUCCGGGGAGAGCGGAUUAGUGAAUGCGGGGGUCCAGGUGGGGAGACCAGAUUUAGUGAAUGCGGGGGUCAGGGAGAGCGGAUAUAGUGAAUGCAGGGUCGGGGACACCAGAUUUAGUGAAUGCACGGGUGUGGGAGGAGCAGAUAUAGUGAAUGCGGGUCUGGGGAGAGCGGAUAUAGUGAAUUCGGGGUCCAGGGGAGACCAGAUAAUAGUGAAUGCAGGGGUCCGGGGAGAGCGGAUAUAGUGAAUGCAGGGUCCGGGGAGAGCGGAUAUAGUGAUAUGCAAGGGGUCCAGAGAGAGUGGAUAUAGUGAAUUCAGGGUCCGGGAGAACCAGAUAUAGUGAAUGCAGGGUUCCGGGGAGAUCGGAUAUAGUGAAUGCAGGGUUCUGGGAGA